Corylus avellana is the source of this 7779-nucleotide messenger RNA. The record is from RefSeq and is a predicted model, not a curated record. Lineage: Eukaryota; Viridiplantae; Streptophyta; Magnoliopsida; Fagales; Betulaceae.
AUGGAGGGCGAGCGUUCCAACACAAAGAGAGCAGCAGUUUUUAAAGAUCGUCGUGAUUUUCUUGAUGUCGUGCUUUCUUGGUCCCUUGAACAAAUUUACGAUGAAAACCUUUACAAGAACCAGGUAGAAAAUAUUCCAGAGGAGUUUGAAUCUGUUGAGCAGUAUUUUGGGUCAUAUGUUUACCCUUUACUGGAAGAAACUCGUGCACAGCUGCAUUCAAGCAUGGAGAUUAUAUCAAACGCUCCCUUCGCUGAAGUAAUAGCAUUUGAUGAAUCCAAGCCAUAUGGAAAGAAUUUGUAUAAUGUAAAGAUUGAUUCCUGGAGAAACAGAGUCAGUGCUCCUGGGAAGGAGCCCUACAAAACUCUCCCUGGAGAUAUAUUUGUUUUAGCAGAUGCUAAAGCGGAGGAUGUUUCUGAUUUGCAAAGAACAGGACGGCAAUGGGCUUUUGUAACGGUAACUAAAAUCCCAGAGGAUGAAGAAGAAGACGAUGAUAAUAAUAGCACAUCUACUAGUUUUCAAGUCAAGGCGUCGAAAGACAUUGGGAACCAGAGAUCAUUGUUUCUGAUUUUCUUGAUAAAUAGAAGCACUAACAAGAGAAUAUGGAAUGCCUUGCACAUGUUUGGGAAUCUGGAGAUUAUCAAAAACGUUUUGAACGCUAAUUCUUUGUGUUCUGGUCUAGAGGCUUUUCUCUGUUCUCAGAUUAUUGGCUGGGUUGGUCAUGUUGAGGGCUUGCCUGUUUGCUUGAGGUUGGCUGGUAGUCUCUGGAAGAUUCUUGUUUUUGUAGUUUAUGUUGUUGCUGCUGUGGCUUCUAUUGAGGAAGAUGGUGAUCUCUGUUGUGCUCAGAGAAGUGGGAGCUGGGAUGAGAAAUUUGGGACCAGUGUUUCUUCUGAACUGAAUGAAUCGCAAACCAAGGCAGUUCUGGCAUGUCUCCAUAAGAUACAUUGCAACCACAAGUCAGCUGUAGAACUUAUAUGGGGUCCUCCGGGUACAGGGAAGACAAAAACCAUCAGUACACUACUCUUUACCCUUUUAAGAAUGGGAUGUAAGACUCUUACCUGUGCCCCAACGAAUGCUGCAAUCACAGCAGUGGCCUCUCGCACCCUAAAGCUGGUGAAAGAAUCCUUUGAAACAGACAUUGGGAUUGAUGCUUUGUUUUUCCCACUGGGAGAUAUUCUCUUAUUUGGGAAUAAGGAGCGGCUCCAACUUGAUUCAGACAUUGAAGAGAUACAUUUGGAUUAUCGGGUCAAAAAGCUUACAGAUUGCUUAAGACCUCUGACUGGUUGGAGGCAUUGUUUUGCUUCAAUGAUUGAUCUUCUUGAAGAUUGUGUUUCCCAAUAUAACAUCUUCUUGGAAAAUGAAUCUCUCAAAGAGAUAGAACACAACAAUGAAAAUAAAAUCAACUCAUUUCUUGAUUUUCUGAGGAAAAGAUUUGUUUCUACUUCAUCAGCAAUCAAAAAUUGUAUUCUCGUAUGUGGCACCCAUUUUCCAAAAAAAUACGUUCUGGAACAAAAUUUCCAAAACAUGGUCUCUCUUAUUGGCCUGCUUGAGUCUUUUGAAACCUUGCUGUUUCAAGAUAAUGUGGAAUCUGAAGUAGUGGAGGAGCUUUUUUCAUGUUCGGAAAUAGCUGCAGAUAUAUCUGAGUCAUUUAUGGAUAUGCCAUUCUUGUUGUAUGAAAGGAGAAGAGAAUGCCUUUCUAUCUUAAGGGCUCUUAAGAGUUCGUUUAAUGUACUCGACCUUCUAAGCAUUAUGAGCAAACAGUCAAUAGAGGAAUAUUGUCUUCAAAACGCUUCCUUACUUUUUUCAACUGCUUCAAGUUCUUAUAAGCUGCACUCAGUGGCAAUGAAACCAUUGAGCAUUCUGGUUAUUGAUGAAGCUGCACAAUUAAAGGAGUGCGAGUCAACUAUACCAUUGCAACUUCCAGGUUUAAGGCAUGCUAUCCUUUCUGGCGAUGAGUGCCAAUUACCAGCAAUGGUUGGAAGCAAUAUUUCUGGUGAAGCUGGCUUUGGGAGAAGUUUAUUUGAGAGAUUGAGCUCAUUGGGUCACUCAAAGCAUCUUCUCAAUAUACAGUACCGAAUGCAUCCAUCCAUAAGUUUCUUCCCAAAUUCAAAUUUUUAUCACAAACAGAUCUUAGAUUCUCCAAAUGUUAAAAGAAAAAGCCACGAGAAGCACUAUCUUUCCUGGCCAAUGUUUGGUCCCUAUUCUUUUAUAAAUAUAGCAGGUGGAAGAGAAGAGAAGGAUGAUGUUGGGUGUAGUUGGAGGAACAUGGUUGAGGUUGCUGUUGUUAUGAAAAUAUUGCUAAAAUUAUACAAAGCUUGGGUUGGUUCGGGACAGAAACUCAGUGUUGGCGUCAUAUCUCCUUACGCUGCCCAAGUAGUUGCAAUUCAAGAGAAACUUGGAUGGAUGUAUGAUAACCUUGACGGGUUUGCAGUGAAGGUUAAAUCAGUUGAUGGGUUCCAGGGUGGGGAAGAGGACAUGAUAAUAAUAUCAACUGUAAGAUCUAAUAAUUGUGCAUCAAUUGGGUUCAUAUCAAAUCCUCAGAGAACUAAUGCUGCUCUUACAAGGGCUAGGCACUGUCUGUGGAUUUUGGGAAAUGAAAAAACGCUUUGUAAUAGUAAAUCUGUUUGGGAAGCCUUAGUCCUUGAUGCUAAGAAUCGUCAAUGUUUCUUUAAUGCUGAUGAAGAUAAGGAUUUGAACAAAGCAAUAUUGGAUGUGAAGAAAGAGUUUGAACAAUUUGACGAUUUGCUCAAGUGCGAUAGCAUACUUUUCAGAAAUGCUAGGUGGAAGGUUCUUUUCAGUGAUAACUUUUUGAAAUCAUUUCAGAAACUUAAGUAUGUACAGGCAAAGAAAUCAGUGAUAAACCUUCUAAUAAAACUAUCCAGCGGCUGGAGACCCAAGAAGAAGCGUGUAGAUCCCAUUUGUGGAGACUCUUCACAGAUUUUAAAGCAAUUUAAAGUUGAAGGUCUUUAUGUUGUUUGUGCAAAUGACAUAGUAAAAGAUUGGAGUGACGUGGUGAAGGAAUUUAGGUACCAUCAAGUCUUGAAGAUCUGGGAUGUAUUACCUGCAGAGGAUAUUCCAAAAUUAAUCAAACGACUUGAUAGUAUGUUUGGAAAAUAUACAGCCGACUUUAUUAAUCACUGCAAAGAGAGAUGUCUGGAGGGGAAUUUGGAAGUUUCGAAAAGUUGGUCUUGUUCUUUUGAUUUUGUCAGGAUUAAGAAUCUUGAUAGCAGUGAAAAUGCGAUCGAUUUAAGUGGUUCUGCUUCUGAUGGUAGAAGUUACGUUGAGAAUGUAAAGGUGAGUGAGAGUCUAAUACUGAUGAAAUUCUACGCCUUAUCACCAGGUGUAGUGGGCCACUUGCUCUCUAAUCAUGAUGGUAGCGAAUUGGAUCUUCCAUUUGAAGUAACUGACCGAGAGUUGGAGAUAAUCCUUUUUCCUAAAAGUACCUUUAUACUUGGACGGUCGGGUACUGGGAAAACAACCGUUAUAACUAUGAAGUUAUUUCAGAAAGAAAAACUGCACCACAUAUUCUAUGGUGGCAAGAGCGAUAGACCUGUGAAUAGCCAGGAAAUGGAGGCUGAGGAGACUAUUUCAGAAAAAGAGAGUACCAUAUUGCGCCAGCUUUUCGUAACAGUUAGUCAUAAACUGUGUUAUGCAGUCAAACAACAUGUUUCUCACUUGAAAAGCUCUGCCUGUGGUGGUAAUUUUUCAAAAGGAAGCAGUUCAAUUGAUAUUGAUGAUUUUGAUGAUGCAACUCAAUUCAAGAAUGUCCCAGAUGCUUUUGUUGAUGUUCCACCAGUGGCAUACCCUCUUGUCAUUACAUUUCAUGAUUUUCUGAUAAUGCUUGAUGGAACUGUGGGUAAUUCAUACUUUGAAAAAUUCCAUGAAGUAAGGAAACAUUCUCUUGGUAAGGUUCGUGGUGGAUCAGUUGCCUUACAGACAUUUAUAAGGAAGAAAGAAGUUAAUUAUGAGAGGUUUAGUUCAUCAUACUGGCCCCAUAUCAAUAGCCAAUUGCCUAAGUAUCUUGACUCUUCAAGAGUUUUUACAGAGAUUAUUUCUCAUAUAAAAGGUGGCCCACAAGCUCUAGAGGCAGGUGAUGGUAAACUCAGCAGUGAUGACUAUGUUUUACUAUCAAAGAGGCGAGUAUCCAAUUUAAAUAGACAUGAGAGAGAGAUAAUAUAUAGUCUCUUUCAAAAUUAUGAAAAAAUGAAGGUUAAAAAUGGUGACUUUGAUAUGGCUGAUCUUGUAAUUGAUCUCCAUCGUCGAUUGAGAGUUGAAAGCUAUAAGGGUGAUGAAAUUCAUUUUGUAUAUGUGGAUGAGGUGCAGGAUCUAACAUUGAGCCAAAUUGCACUAUUCAAAUAUAUAUGCAAAAAUGUAGAAGAAGGUUUUGUUUUCUCUGGUGACACAGCACAGACAAUUGCGAGGGGAAUCGAUUUUAGAUUUCAGGAUAUAAGAUCUCUGUUCUACAAGAAGUUUCUACUGGAAUCUAAAAGUUAUGGACAUAAUAAAAGAAAAGAGAAAGGGAUAGUCUCUGAUAUUUUUCAUAUGAGCCAGAAUUUUCGUACUCAUGAUGGGGUUCUUAAACUAUCACAGAGUGUUAUUGAACUUCUUUAUCGUUUCUUUCCUCAAUCUAUUGAUGUUUUGCUGCCUGAGACUAGUCUUAUAUAUGGUGAAGCUCCAAUCUUGCUUGGAUCAGGGAACAAUCAAAACACAAUCAAUACUAUUUUUGGAAAUAGUGGAAAAGCUGGAAGGAGUAUUGUUGGCUUUGGUGCAAAGCAGGUAAUAUUGGUACGAGAUGAUCAUGUUCAGAAGGAAAUUACCAAUUAUGUUGGGAAGCAAGCUCUUGUUCUAACUAUUGCGGAGUGCAAGGGCCUUGAGUUUCAGGAUGUAUUGUUGUACAACUUUUUUGGCUCAUCACCUCUGAAAAAUCAGUGGAGGGUGAUAUAUAAAUAUAUGGAGGAACAAGAUUUACUCGGCUCAACUUCUCUCUCUUUCCCAAGUUUCAAUGAGGCUAGACACAAUGUCAUGUGCUCAGAACUGAAGCAACUUUAUGUGGCUGUCACUCGUACGAGGCAGAGGUUGUGGAUCUGUGAGAAUGUAGAGGAGUUCUGCAGACCUAUGUUUGACUAUUGGAUGAAAAAGUGUCUUGUCCAAGUCAGACAGCUGGAUGACUCACUUGCUCAGGAAAUGCAAGUUGCCAGCAGCCCAGAGGAGUGGAGGUUGCGAGGCAUCACGUUGUAUCGUGAGUAUAACUAUGAAAUGGCAACAAUGUGCUUUCAGAGAGCUGAAGACACUUAUUGGGAAAGAAGGUCUAAGGCUUCUGGUCUCAGAGCUACCGCCGACCGCAUCCGCCAUUCAGAUCCUAAAGCAGCCAACACGAUCCUUUGGGAAGCUGCUGAAAUAUUUGAAGUCAUAGGCAAGGCUGAUUCUGCUGCCCAAUGUUUCUCUGAUUUGGGGGAGUAUGAAAGAGCAGGGAGGCUUUAUUUGGAAAAAUGUGGCGAGCGUGAGCUGAAAAGAGCGGGAGAAUGCUUUUCUCUAGGCGGAUGCUAUGAACUUGCAGCUGAUGUGUAUGCUAGGGGCUAUUUUUUCUCAAACUGUUUGGAAGUUUGCACCAAAGGAAAAUUAUUUGACUUGGGUUUUGAGUACAUUCAGAAUUGGAGACAACAUGGAACUACAGUUAGAAUGGGAAAACAAAUAGACAAAAUUGAACAAGAGUUUCUACAGACUUGUGCUCUUCAUUAUUAUAAGCUUAAGGAUAGCAGAUCCAUGAUGAAAUUUGUUACAGCUUUUCAAUCCAUAGAUUUGAUGCGCAAGUUCUUAAAGUCUAAUGUUUGGCUUGAUGAGCUUCCCAACGCGAUCCUUUGGGAAGCUGCUGAAGCAUUUGAACUCAUAGGCAAGGCUGAUUUCGCUGCCCAAUGUUUCUAUGAUUUGGGGGAGUAUGAAAGAGCAGGGAGGCUUUAUUUGAAAAAAUGUGGUGAGCCGGAGCUGAAAAGAGCGGGAGAAUGCUUUUCUCUAGCUGGAUGCUAUGAACUUGCAGCUGAUGUGUAUGCUAGGGGCUAUUUUUUCUCAGACUGUUUGGAAGUUUGCACCAAAGGAAAAUUAUUUGACUUGGGUUUUCAGUACAUUCAGAAUUGGAGACAACAUGGAACUACAGAUUUUGGUGUGGUUAGAAUGGGAAAAGAAAUAGAAAAAAUUGAACAAGAGUUUCUACAGACUUGUGCUCUUCAUUAUUAUAAGCUUAAGGAUAGCAGAUCCAUGAUCAAAUUUGUUACAGCUUUUCAAUCGAUAGAUUUGACGCGCAUGUUCUUGAAGUCUCAUGGUUGUCUUGAUGAGCUUCCCAACGCAAUCCUUUGGGAAGCUGCUGAAACAUUUGAAGUCAUAGGCAAGGCUAAUUCCGCUGCCCAAUGUUUCUAUGAUUUGGGGGAGUAUGAAAGAGCAGGGAGGCUUUAUUUGGAAAAAUGUGGUGAGUCUGAGCUGAAAAGAGCGGGAGAAUGCUUUUCUCUAGCCGGACGCUAUGAACUUGCUGCUGAUGUGUAUUCUAGGGGCUAUUUUUUCUCAAACUGUUUGGAAGUUUGCACCAAAGGAAAAUUAUUUGACUUGGGUUUUCAGUACAUUCAGAAUUGGAAACAACAUGGAACUACAGAUUUAGGUGUGGUUAGAAUAGGAAAAGAAAAAGGAAAAAUUGAACAAGAGUUUCUAGAGACUUGUGCUCUUCAUUAUUAUAAGCUUAAGGAUACCAAAUCCAUGAUGAAAUUUGUUACAGCUUUUCAAUCCAUAGAUUUGAUGCGCAAGUUCUUGAAGUCUCAUGUUUGUCUUGAUGAGCUUCCCAACGCGAUCCUUUGGGAAGCUGCUGAAAUAUUUGAAGUCAUAGGCAUGGCUGAUUCUGCUGCCCAAUGUUUCUUUGAUUUGGGGGAGUAUGAAAGAGCAGGGAGGCUUUAUUUGGAAAAAUGUGGCGAGUCUGAGCUGAAAAGUGCGGGAGAAUGCUUUUCUCUAGCCGGACGCUAUGAACUUGCUGCUGAUGUGUAUUCUAGGGGCUGUUUUUUCUCAGACUGUUUGGAAGUUUGCAUCAAAGGAAAAUUAUUUGACUUGGGUUUUCAGUACAUUCAGAAUUGGAAACAGCAUGGAGCUACAGAUUUUGGUGUGGUUAGAAUAGGAAAAGAAAAAGGAAAAAUUGAACAAGAGUUUCUAGAGACUUGUGCUCUUCAUUAUUAUAAGCUUAAGGAUACCAAAUCCAUGAUGAAAUUUGUUACAGCUUUUCAAUCUAUAGAUUUGAUGCGCAAGUUCUUGAAGUCUCAUGUUUGUCUUGAUGAGCUUCCCAACGCGAUCCUUUGGGAAGCUGCUGAAAUAUUUGAAGUCAUAGGCAUGGCUGAUUCUGCUGCCCAAUGUUUCUUUGAUUUGGGGGAGUAUGAAAGAGCAGGGAGGCUUUAUUUGGAAAAAUGUGGCGAGUCUAAGCUGAAAAGAGCGGGAGAAUGCUUUUCUCUAGCCGGACGCUAUGAACUUGCUGCUGAUGUGUAUUCUAGGGGCUGUUUUUUCUCAGACUAUUUGGAAGUUUGCACCAAAGGAAAAUUAUUUGACUUGGGUUUUCAGUACAUUCAGAAUUGGAAACAACAUGGAACUACAGAUUUUGGUGUGGUUAGAAUAGGAAAAGAAAAAGGAAAAAUUGAACAAGAGUUUCUAGAGACUUGUGCUCUUCAUUAUUAUAAGCUUAAGGAUACCAAAUCCAUGAUGAAAUUUGUUACAGCUUUUCAAUCCAUAGAUUUGAUGCACAAGUUCUUGAAGUCUCAU